Molecule: messenger RNA, 2920 nt
Organism: Macrobrachium nipponense
Lineage: Eukaryota; Metazoa; Arthropoda; Malacostraca; Decapoda; Palaemonidae
Product: ileal sodium/bile acid cotransporter-like
Exons: 8
Coding region: 161-1600 (479 amino acids)
Cellular component (GO): membrane
Source: RefSeq, a predicted model, not a curated record
CUUAAUCUCGUAAUCAGACGAGAUCUUCAUCUAUCCUUGACGAGGUUAUUCCACUUGAUAGGGCGAGUUCGUUUUGUAAGCGAACUCGGUUUUGUACCCAAAUAUCGCAUUGUUUAUUCUGGCAGGAUAGGACUAGCUGGCUCGUUUGAAAAAGACAGACAUGAUGAGGAAAUGUAUCGUAUUCGCCAUCGUUGUCACACUGGCUUCCAGGGCUUCAAGCCUAUACCUGGAAACUUUCCAUACUGGGAUCUGGAAAGUAGCCGAGGACACGCAACAUACAUUAAAUCUCUCUUUGAGACUCAGCGCUAACGAAAGCCUGGAAGCCUUUCCUGCUGCUGACGUCUUCCUCGGGAAUCCUGGAGCUUUGCUGAUAGUAACGGCUGUUCCAGACGAAGGCUGGAAACUACAGUUCGUAAAUUCCAGUGCUGUUUUUACUGCGCAGGAAGUCCUGGAAGGUGCCACAAAGAACAUUUCUUUCUCUGGAUAUUAUUGGGGCUUCACGCAUCUGGCUUUCUAUUUGACCCGGAAUGAUCUUGACCCGGAUUUCGAAAACAAAACUCUUCUGAGAGACGACCUGGAGAUUGUGGUCGACCGUUCUUCCAUGACAGUAGACGUCAUAUUUAUUAGCGUUGGCUCAGUGUUGGUCCUCUUCAAUAACAUCAAUAUGGGAGCGCAGAUGAACAUCGGUCUGAUACUGAAGGUUCUGAAGAAGCCGAUUGGACCCUUAUGUGGAUUCCUUUCUCAGUUCAUAUGCAUGCCCACGAUCACAUGGUUAAUGGGCAGACUUCUCUUCACAGACCCUCUCUACAGACUGGGUCUUUUCACCUUUGGUUGCAGUCCUGGAGGGACAAGCUCCAACUUCUGGACGUUGAUGUUCAAUGGGGACAUUAACCUUUCAAUCACCAUGACGGCUAUUUCGACCAUAGCGGCCAUGGGGAUGAUGCCUCUCUGGAUGUUCACCUUAGGAUCGAGCCUUUUGGAAGAGAAUAAUAAUAUUCACAUUCCAUUUGGGAACUUGGCUGUUUCCUUGGCUGCUCUCACCAUUCCCGUUUGCAUCGGUAUAGUCAUUAGGUUAAAACGGCCAAACUGGGCAGACACUGGGCGGAAAGUGAUCAAGCCUUUCUCUCUCUGUCUCCUCCUGUUUUUCAUGUCUGUGGGAACGUACAACUCCUACAAAGUGGUCAUGAUGAUGACUUGGCAAAUGAUCCUAGCAGGCUUCCUGGUCGUGAUUUGUGGCUACACCUUAGGAGCCAUUUUUGCCAAAAUAUUCUGCCUGAGCACACCUCAGGUCAUCGCCGUCAGUAUAGAGACGGCCCUGCAGAAUCCAGGCGUGGCCUUUAUCCUCCUGAAGCUCUCCAUCGAAAGCCCUUACAGUGAUUUGGCGUCCGUACCGAUCAUGGCCGCUCUGUUCGUCAGUGGACCUCCACUGGUCAUCACUUACUUCCUGUACCAACUGGCGAAAAAAUGCUGUGGAUGCUGUAAAGGAGAGGACAAGGAAACGGCGAUUCCCCAACAGACUUCCCCAGAGGAGUCGUCGUUCAUCCCCGGCGAGGAUUUACGGGAGGAUGGAACAAAAUCUAAGGAAAUAUCCAUGGGGUAAAGGUUAAAGGAAUUACAAUGGGUUAGUUGUUAACAGUUAUAGACUAUUGUGUGGUAAUUAACACAAUAUAAAAGGGUUAAGGAUCAUGCCAAAGAGACGAUAAUUCUGGAUGUAGAUUCAGGAUGCAUCAGUGAGGGAAAGUAGUGCUAUCCGUUCCAGGUCAAAGUUUACAGAUCAUUCCACUGGACAAAAGAUGAAGAAUUGGCUGCAUAAUAGAAAAGAUACAUCCUUGAGAUACAGCUUACAGAAUCUGUCGAAGAAAAACGAUUAGAGACAGUGUCAAGGUAAAGAUUAAAGUAUACAUCGUAGCAUAAAGUUUACAGAUAAUUUAAAGGAAUUAAGGCUGAAUGCAGUUGGACAGAAAUAACAAAUAGGCUUUAAAUUAACUACUGGCUAGACUUCAAUAAAUACAAACGAAAAGUGAUCGCAGUACAAAAUUUAAGUUUAUCAGAAGAUGAAUGUCAGAAAUACUUUGAGAUCAGUUUAAAAGCAAAUGCCGUAAGAUAAUUUUUAAAGGAUUUACCAAUUUAUGAUUCUAAGAUAAAACUACAUAGGAUGAAAACCUAAGAAAAAAAAUCCUUAGAUGAGUAAUUAUUAAAUACAUCACUUCAAGGUGAAUUCUCAAAUACACUGCGUGGGAUAAUGUUUUAGUGAAAUUCUUUUCAUAAGGUGUCACGGAAUGAUAAUUCAGUAGACCCUAUAAUUAAGAGGGAAAAUAAAUUCUAGUCAUUUCAACAGUAAUUGCUCUGGGAAAAUGCAUUAACCCUUGUUUCAAAAUUAAAGAGAACGCGUUUGGAUAGGCUUAGAGCGAGCUUCCGUUUGGAAUUAAAUCAAAAGAGAAAAUGUAUGGCAUAACAUUCUAAGAUAAACGCCCUUUGGAACACAGCUCUGAGGGAAAUCCCAUUUGUAUUUAAAUCAACAGGGAAACCGUAUGGGGUGAGGGAUUUUAAAUUACGUAAAGGAAAAGGACUAAAACUAACAGAGAUGACAACGUAUUCUCCCGUGGCUGGGGAGAUUUUGCCAUUAAGUUAAAGUAGUUCUUAUGACGAAAUAUUAGAAGUUCUAAUUUAGUAUAAUACUUGCACAUUUGAUUUUCAUUUCACGUGCACGUAUUGUAUCAUUUUGAAAACAGGUUUAAUGACAGACAUUCGACUUUUUUAAAAUAUAUGCAAUGAGUUGUCAUGCAAAAAGCAAAUAUGUACUUUUUAUGUAUGCCCAUGUAAGACUGACAUAUCAAAACAGUUAGGCUGAAGAUAAAUAUCAAAUAAAUUACACAACUUUUUUUUAUAUCGAAAUGAAAAAGUAAAGGAAUUGGCAAGA